GACAUCUCAGGCUUACUACAUCGCCAUCAUUUUCUUUUCGCCAUUUCAUCUCAGAAAGUUUUUUCGAGCACAUUGUUUCUUAAACCAAACCUACAAAAAAGGACAAAAAUUCCGUAAACCAAACUAAAAAAAUGGCAAAGAAUAUAGAGAACAUAAUGAUCGUGGAGCCAGCUGAUGCGCUGACUUUCGAAGGGCCGUUCAACAAGCCCAUCAAGCGCAAUCUGGUUAUUCGCAGUCUCGUCGAUAAAGAUAUGGCGUACAAGCUGAAGACAACCUCGCCACGCCUGUUCUUCGUUCGCCCUAACAUCGGGAUAAUUGGUGCCAAGUCGUCGGUCAGCAUCGAAAUUUUCAUGCCUCCGACACUGCCCCUCUAUCCGGACCCGUUUAUGAAGCGUCACAAAUUCCUCAUUGUGGCUGGCGAAGCUACUGAACCCGUAGGGGAUUUGCAGAACUUCUUCAAGGAUCUGGAGCCGGCCAACGCCUGGGAAGGCAGGGUCCACUGUGAGUUUGUGCUUCCGCAGCCGGAGAAUAACAACGGCUUCGAGGCUAGCAUUUUGGACGAGUCGAUCCGUCACACUGUUGGUGGAGAGCCCAUGGAAGACUUGGAGCUCACGUACGACGCCCUGGAGGUCAGCGUUCUGGUGGACAUUCUACAGGAAAAGGUUGUUAAUCUUGAGCAGGUGCGUCUGGAGUUGUCUCUGCAAAUCGAGGAACUACGCGAUUCUGCUAAGAAGGGGCAGAACGCCAAGAAAAUUCUGCUACGCCAGCGCUCUACCUUUUUUAUGUUUUCGUCCGCAUGUGUCGCCGUUGGUGCCGUCUUUUUUUUUGGUAAUUUUGGCAAAGACUUCCUAAACCUAAUUAAGAAAGCCUUUUAAGGAAUUGUUCUGUUACAAGCGAAUAAAAUAUGUAAUUGCUCUCCCCUAAA
Molecule: messenger RNA, 925 nt
Organism: Drosophila miranda
Lineage: Eukaryota; Metazoa; Arthropoda; Insecta; Diptera; Drosophilidae
Product: vesicle-associated membrane protein-associated protein B/C-like
Exons: 1
Coding region: 132-875 (247 amino acids)
Biological process (GO): endoplasmic reticulum membrane organization
Cellular component (GO): endoplasmic reticulum membrane; plasma membrane
Molecular function (GO): FFAT motif binding
Source: RefSeq, a predicted model, not a curated record